Molecule: messenger RNA, 1236 nt
Organism: Xylaria bambusicola
Lineage: Eukaryota; Fungi; Ascomycota; Sordariomycetes; Xylariales; Xylariaceae
Exons: 1
Coding region: 207-602 (131 amino acids)
Source: RefSeq, a predicted model, not a curated record
GCUGAUUUCACUGUCCGCCAGCCUUUACCCGCAAUGAACGCAUAUAGGUGCCAGAAUGGUUGUCAACUUGCGCUACUAUUCGUUUUGAGUUGGCACGAGACAGACACUCUCCUCUGUAAUGCUGGUAUGUAUAUAUGUACGCAAAGUGAACAGUCGCAUUGACACCUCUAAAGUCUGCGACUACCUAAUUGUUUUAUCUAGACAACAUGAACAUUUAUGCCCUUGUUGCCCUUGCCAUGAGCUUUUGGAUUUUCGGAUAUUUCACAGCCCUUUACGUAGCUGAGGUGUCUCAAUGGUCCGAUCUUGCUUACAUUGAGUGUCGGCAUACAUAUAUGAUUGAAUUUUGGAUUGUGGCAGAUAUUUUCCAUUGCUCUGGAGGACCUAAGUAUAGGAUGCCUAAUGUGUAUCCUAGUCGCACCGCAUUUCUCUGUCUUCACAAACCACACACCAUCGAGCUCCCCUUGGCCAUGUCCUCCCCGACGGCGUCAUCUCCAGGCUCCACCCUACGAUGCGCCUUUUUUCUCUCUUCUCCUAGGUACUACGUACAACGCUCCUACAACAUAUCUAAGGUUAGUACCUACUCCGUAGAUGGGUACUACUAAUGGAAUAAGGCUCUAGGUACUUAAGUUUGAUGAACCUUUGCUGCACACACAACUACCACUAGGCAAUCGGGAUAUCCGACCUUCUGUGCUAACAAGGGACAUUGGGUAGGAUAAUUUCUCCAAGGAAAGCCAAACAGAUCUCGAUCUGUUGGGUCGCUAGCCAACGGCAUUCGAUUCUCUGAUACCGCCGUUACAUAGUGCACACUACUCUAUACACUACGGCAUUUAGUCGGAUAUGCUAUUUCGAACAUCCAUGCUCCAAAAAAACCAACAUUAAUAAGAACAACCCUGCUGCGACACAAUGAUCUCUGUUCGGAGUACGUGUUUGAUCCAAUAUCCAGGUGGGUGAUCAGCGUGCCUUAUCGCUCUUUCUCGCCCUCUCUCUUUUUUUCCCUUUGGUGGAUGGUUGGUUGGUGUCCUACUUACGUAGGUACUUAUCUAGUGUCUGUCUGUCCUUGUUAAGCAAAAUCUUCCAAGCAUAUUAUGAUUGGGCCUUUGUCCCGCGCGUUGCUCGCUUUUACAGAAUGGUGUGAGCUGAAUUGUUCCCUCUCCACGCCCAGGGCAGUACCUCACUGGGCCAUUGUUUUCUAUCUACCCCGAGGUAGGUUGUGGUGUGUGUCUUUGAAUCCGAGUU